Messenger RNA from Sturnus vulgaris (Common starling), 1883 nucleotides. RefSeq names its product solute carrier family 51 member A (gene SLC51A). Lineage: Eukaryota; Metazoa; Chordata; Aves; Passeriformes; Sturnidae. The record is from RefSeq and is a predicted model, not a curated record.
GCUGAGGCGGGCGGUGACGAGCAGCCCCACAGCCACUGGGACAGCGAGGAGCCCAACAGCAUGGAGUCCACUUUGGAGCUGGCCGAUGACCCCAGGUUCUCCCGCUCUUUGGUGGAGAUGCUGAUCAGGAACUUCAGCGUGCCGGCAGCUUGCUUCUCCCUGCCGCCCACCUCCCAGCAGCUGCUGCACCAGCUGGACACGGCCCAACUCAUCAUCCUGGGCCUCUGCACCAUCAUGACACUGUUGUCGGUUGUGAUCUAUGCAGAAGAGGUUUCAUACCUCUUCCGCAAGAUCCGCUGCCCUAUCAAGAUGAAGACCCUCUGCUGGAGCAGCUCAGCCCCUACGGUUGUGUCAGUGGUCAGCUGCUUUGGCCUGUGGUUCCCGCGCUCCAUGAUGGUGGUGGAGAUGGCAACCACGGCGUACUUCGCUGUCUGCUUCUACCUGCUGCUGCUGGUCAUGAUUGAGGGCUUUGGGGGGAAGGAAGCGCUGCUCAGCACCCUGAAGGACGUGCCCAUGGUGGUCAGCACUGGGCCCUGCUGCUGCUGCUGCCCCUGCCUGCCCCGAAUCACCAUGAGCAAGAAAAAGCUUAAAUUGAUGAUCCUGGGGACUUUCCAGUACGCCUUCUUCAGGGCAUUCGCUGUCUUCCUGGGGCUGAUCCUGUCUGCCGAUGGGAAUUACAACCCUGCUGACAUUUCAGCAGAGAGUGUGGCCCUCUGGAUCAACACCUUAGUUGGUGUCUCCACCCUCUUUGGGCUGUGGGCCCUAGGCAUCCUCUUCCGGCAGGCCCGGCUGCACCUGGCUGAGCAGAACAUGCAGGGCAAGUUCACCUGCUUCCAGAUCCUGCUCCUCUUGACGGCACUCCAGCCUGCCAUCUUCAGCAUCCUGGCCAAUAGCGGCAGCAUCGCCUGCUCGCCACCCUUCUCCUCCAAGGCCAGGUCACAGCAGAUGAAUGUGCAGCUGUUGAUCCCGCAGACCUUCAUCCUGGCAGUGCUGACGCGGAUGUACUACCGCAAGCAGGAUGACAAGCCGGGCUACCAGCCCGUCAGCUUCGCACCCGCAGGCGCCGACACCAAGGCGUGAGCAGGAGGGAGAAACUGGGGUGCCAAGGGACAGAGUGGGGUGAGGGGCUGGUCUACCCUGCACAACCUUCUCGUCUCCUCCCCUGGCCCUGGGGAGCUGCUGGCAGCAGAAAAGGCAGAAGGGGAAAGAACAUCUUGGGACAGAAUGAAAGGGUCUAAAACCUAAAAGCCAAGGGGGUCCACAGAAGCCACCUCCAGCCCGGAGGCUCUUGUCUAGCACUGAGUAAAGAUAAAUUUUUACUGGAGUCUUGCAUUGGUGACUGGGUUCAUAUUGUCUCUGCCUAGGCUGGGUGGGAGAUGACUCCAUACAGGGGGAGUAGGAUGGAGCCCAGACUAACACAGCCAUGACAUGAGACCGUCACGAGAUGCCCAACGCCCAGCUGUGAUUCUGAGCUGGUGCUGCUGGCUGGGAUCCCACAGCCAAGGCAAGUCCAAGCCAAUGGUAAUUUCUCCCAAGACAUCAGAUUGGCUCUGAGCUGUCCCUGGGGCCUGUUCUCUAUGGCACUGGCUGCUCCAGAAAGCACACAGGGAGCAUCCACACCUGCCAGUCAGGCACCAGACAAAGGAAGGCACCUUGAUGCACCUUUCUAACACUGGCAAUUAGUUAAUGCUGCCUCAACCCGCCUCAGUCCAGUACCAGUAUCUGCUCUAGACAUGGGGAUGGAAAUCAGGAGAAAUUACAAUUUGCAGAAACCACUGGGUAAUCUUUUGACCCCAAGUGUUCAUUACAGACAAGAGAAGCACAACUCAGACCGUGGUUUCAAAUGAGCAGAUUACAUGUUAAUAAAUUGUAGUGCUCUCCAA